Gossypium arboreum is the source of this 612-nucleotide messenger RNA. RefSeq lists its product as uncharacterized. Bases 1 to 612 code for a protein of 203 amino acids. NCBI's taxonomy places the organism in Eukaryota, Viridiplantae, Streptophyta, Magnoliopsida, Malvales, Malvaceae. The record is from RefSeq and is a predicted model, not a curated record. The transcript has a single exon.
AUGGGUUCUCAAAGGAGGUUGGGAAUAUAUGUUGGUUAUAAAUCUCCUUCUAUAAUUAAAUAUGUUGAACCAUUAACUGGAGAUUUAUUUACUGCACGAUUUAUUGAUUGUCAUUUUGACGAAACAACAUUCCCAACAUUAGGGGAAGAGAAAAUACAACUGGUAAAAGAAAUUACAUGGAAUGUAUCAUCAUUAUCUCAAUUAGAUCCUCGUACAAGUCAAUGUGAACAAGAAGUUCAAAGGAUUAUACAUUUGCAAAAUAUUGCCAACCAACUGCCAGAUUCAUUUACUAACCUAAAGAGAAUUACAAAAUCUCACAUACCAGCUGAAAAUGCUCUAAUACAAAUUGAUAUCCCAAUAAGGCAAAUUGUUAGUGCAAAAGAAAGUAAUCCACGCCUGAAGCGUGGAAGGCCAAUCGGUUCCAAAGAUAAAAAUCCUCGUAAAAGGAAAGGAGCAAUUAUUCAAGAUGGUAAUAUUGUGGAGGCAAGUGCCCCAGAAGAGGCCAAAGAUAUAACUAAUCAAAAAACCCCAGAAGAGGUUCAGGUACCUGAAAAUGGUGAUAACGAAAAGAUCUCAAUAAGUUAUGUUACUUCAGGAAAAAGAUGGAACUGA